CUACUUUGGAAACCUCAAAAUCGCUUCAGACGAAAUUCGACAUGGAUUUAUCUCUAGAAAUCUCUUCUGCUCUACGACUUUUAGGAAAUACCACGAAUUUUGGUCAGGCUGAGUUCAAGAAAGUCCUCCAGAAAGUCACUGAUGAUUUAAUAAACUCUGGAAAGGUGCCUGUAACAUCUCCUGGAAGUGGAUCUUGCGAUGGUACAGUGGCCAGAAGUCAUGCUGCCUUAGCAACUCUCUUCGUCGAGGCCGUGAAAUCCAGUCAGGAUGGAACGAUCGUCACCUCAACUCUGGAGGACUUCAAUUGGCCAGCAGAACGCAUCUCAGAAACGGUCAAAGAGCUGGAGUCUUGUAGAGAGAAAAUACGGUCAAAACUUGCAUCAAUUGGGACUUAUCCUCCUCAUGUUGUUGAUGUAGAUUGGAAGCUGGAUUACCAUGUCCGGAGCAGUGCAGGGGAGGAGGGCGGGGGAGCCUUUUACCUGAUAACACUCCACACAGAAGAGAGCGAUGGCCGACAGGGGAAAGUGACCUUCUCUUGCUCCCUGGCGCAGCUCUCCCACCUGGUCACGCAGCUUCGGCAGGCAUCCCGAUGUAUCAAAAAAUAUGCUAAUAACAGUUGAUCAGAUUCCAUAUUUAAAUGUUUUACGUCUUUGUCUUAUGAUGGUUGCACUUGCUCAGUCAAAAUAAUUUUUGGUGCUUAUGACCUCCACCAUUUGCCUUUAUAAAGAGUAUAUGUUGUAUAUUUAUAUAUAUUCAUGCAAAAGAUGAUCCAGUAUCUUUUGGUGAAAAUAAUGAUUUUUUGAAAAGGGUUAUUAUAUUUUAUCAAUUGCAAUGUGUAAUGAUUGGAGAGUUCUAGUUUGAUAUAAAAGUUUUUCUAUAAAAUUAUUGAUAUGAUGAGAUUAGUUUUCUACAUUAUUUGUGAGGUAGUUUAUACACACUAAUACUCCAGUUGUUUCGUAAUUGAUAAACGAUCGUUUGUGUGUGUCCCCCUUUUUUUUUCCUUUUUUUUCUUUUUUUGCAAGUGAUCAUUAACAGAUGCCUCACUUUAUAUUCCUGACAUAUACUCAGGGAGAAGGUAUUAUUAUUGAUAUUAUUGAUAUUAUUGUUAUUAUCAUCACUGUUAUUAUUUUGGAUAAAAGAUAUUUCAUUAAUUUACAUAAUUCUACCAGUCACUUGGUUCUGAGCUUUGUUUAGUAUCUUUAAAAGCCAACUUAUUAUUCAGUCAGAUAUUUCUCACACUAUGCGUGCACUUGUGUUACUAGGCAGUGUAACAAAAUAAAUGUGUCUGUGAUAUGUGAUAGGUAUUCCUUGUUAUAUUGUGGCGUAUAAGCAAGGGAGAAAGUUUAUUUAAUCGUUACUAAUUCCAGAAUAUUAAAAGGUUACGAAAGCUCAUACAUGUGCCAAAUAUAGUGAUGUGAUAGUGCCAUUAUCUAUAGUCUCUGUCUCUAGCAUUCCACUUCAUUCAUGUUCAAGGGAGUACAGCCAGGUCUCACUUGGAAAGUCUUCUAUUGCAGUUUCCCUUUAGUCAGUGCCUGUUGUGUCAGCGCAUAGUGAUGCCAUGAUAAUUAUGAUUAAUUUGAAUAUUUGGUGUAAAGAAAAAAUGGAAAAAUGAAUGCCCUCCACUGCCUUAUUUUCUCAUACUCUUAUCCCACACUAUCCCUCAAGCUAGCUGAUUCUUUUCUUGGCACUGCUUAAAUCAUGUAUAUAGUAGGAUGUACUUGUAUGUAUUAGAAGAAAAUUGUGCACUCUGUGUCCUAACUCUUUUAGCUUAAACUCGAGGAAAAGUCUGAAAUAUGUGAAAAGGAACAUGUUCAAUCCCUGACUGCCUUAGGAACCGGAAAGUGUACUGACCUUUGUUUAAGGAUAUAUUAAGGCGACUGGUAUCUUAUUUCCUUUAUGGCUUAUAGUUGUCUACUAUAGUAGGUGACAAUUCAAAAUUUUUUAUCAUUUCUUUUAUCGGUUUUACUUAUUUAUUCCUCUUUGUAAAGGAUAUGCAGAGAUGUUCAAGACAUUGAAUUAGAGAGAACUUUGCAGCAUUGAUAUUUUGUAUUUUGUGGUUGAUCAUUAUCUUGACCAAUGGUCUUCAGUAUAUUUAAGACUGUGGCCCACUUCUGGCUUUCCCUAAUUAUCAUGGACCAAUAUUUUGGCCCACUAAAUGAAAACCAUUGAUUUAGAAUAAUGUAUGUGGUUUCUAAAUUAGAUAGGUGUAGAACAAAAUCAUAUUGAACUGUAUCGGAACAUGGCUGCUGUUAAGUAUCAGUUAUAGAACUUAGAUAGAACAAACUUCUGACCACAGAUCAUGUAAUUUGUUAGUUGAAAAUGGGAUAAUACCUCAGUUAUACUUUGUACCCUUAGCAUCAUCUUCACAAUGAAAUUUCAGAGAUAUUUCUGUGCAGUUUGGUUCUAUGCAAUAUGAAAGUACAGGGUUUGGCCUAAGACAGUGCA
Penaeus chinensis is the source of this 2445-nucleotide messenger RNA. Its product is annotated as COMM domain-containing protein 3-like. The transcript is spliced from 4 exons. Bases 42 to 620 code for a protein of 192 amino acids. Gene Ontology annotation, biological process: sodium ion transport. NCBI's taxonomy places the organism in Eukaryota, Metazoa, Arthropoda, Malacostraca, Decapoda, Penaeidae. The record is from RefSeq and is a predicted model, not a curated record.